Pogona vitticeps (central bearded dragon) is the source of this 862-nucleotide messenger RNA. NCBI's taxonomy places the organism in Eukaryota, Metazoa, Chordata, Lepidosauria, Squamata, Agamidae. The record is from RefSeq and is a predicted model, not a curated record.
CAUGGGAUGAGGCCAACAAGAGAGCAAUGGACCUUGUGGAAGCAGAUGGCUGGGUCAGUGUCCACCCUUUCGACCAUCCCUUAGUGUGGAAAGGCCACAGCACCCUCGUUAAGGAGCUGAAGGAUUCCCUGGACGCCAAGCCAGGAGCCAUCGUGCUGGCAGUGGGAGGCGGCGGGCUGCUCUCCGGGGUGGUCUCUGGCUUGCAGGAGGUGGGCUGGCUGGACGUCCCCAUCAUCGCCGUGGAGACGAGAGGGGCCGACAGCUUCAACCAAGCCCUCCAGGCUGGACGACUGGUCACUUUGCCUGAGAUCACCAGUGUGGCAACCUGCUUGGGAGCCAAGACGGUGGCACAGAGAGCCUUGGAUUGUGCCAGUGAGUGGCCCAUCAUCUCCCACGUGCUGGACGAUGUGGAAGCCGUGAAGGCCAUCGAACAAUUCCUGGAUGAUGAGCGGAUAUUGGUGGAGGCAGCGUGUGGCGCCCCCUUGGCCUUCCUCUACUCAGGUUACCUCCAGCAGCUCCAGGAAGAAAGACAUCUCGGCCAGCAACUGGAUUCCGUUGUCCUCAUUGUGUGUGGUGGGAGUGCCAUUCAGAUGGAGAUCCUGCAGGCAAUGAAGAGCCGGCUUGGGAUGGAGUGAAAUCCUGGUUUGAGCAGUUAGGCUGCUUCCUAUGUUCUUGUUGUCUGAAGGGGUUCUGGGAGUUGUAGUCCAAAAAUCAUCUUUCUGUCACCUAGUCCAGAUUAAGCUUAAGCACACUCUCAACAUCAUACCACGGAUGUAUUUAGUGCUAAAAAAGAUUCCUGCCUAUCAGGGACACUUUACAUUCAUAAAAAUUGUUUGUUUGGAACAUUAAAAAUGAAAAAUCA